CUUCCUGGCUGAUAACCCGUUUAUAUAUCAGUCUUUACAUAACACCAACAUGGAGGAAACGCACCAAAAGCGAUCGUAUUUGGUUUACGCCAAGGGUCAGACGCCAGAAAGCCUGCAACUCGGCAGUCUCUGUAUUGACCCACCGAAUCCUGUCAAUGAUGUGCGAAAGAUAUACCAAUUCCCCGUGGAGGAACUGCUGCCAUGGACAAGCACUCAUUGUGCAGAAACUACCUGCGCCUUAAAUCUGACUGUCUCGCAUGAAUGGCUUGAGGGCGCGGGUCGCCCUGAUUUGGUCUCUCACGUCGCCGGGAAAGAAAAUGACAUCGAGGUUCGACUAGAAGGCCCGCAUGGCAGACAAGUGCAGAUUCAGAGACCGGAGGCGUUCCUCGAACAAAUUGUUUUACAGUCCGGUGAAGUAAAGCGUUGGCUCGCCACACAUCUGACUGUCUCGCGCACCAUGCACUAUCUCAGCCGCACGAUACUCGAGACUGACCGCCAUCCCCACAUAUGGUUGGUGACAGGUCUUCAGUACAUUACGAAUGCGAGCAUGAAGGCCGGGUGGUCGAGUUCCUCUCGUGCAUUGACGGGAAUUCCUGGACCAAUCUUACACCCCGCGGUGGCUGCACUGACUGGCCUAGUUGAUGCGAGCGACAAGGAACCCCCAAUAGUCUAUGAAAGCGAAGGAUCGACGAGUGACGCAACAAAGGAGAAAAUUUGGGCGGCACAAUUUAUGCGGCUAAAGCUGAAGUUCCGGCCCUGCGACAGCAGUAAGGUGAAGCUUCCCGAUGAAAUCCAACUCUAUAGAUUCGUCCAGCUGGGCGGGAUGGGCUUUGAGGGCCACGAGCAUGUUCCGAGCCAAGAGUUCGCACAAAUCGAAGGUCUAGUGGCUGAAGAUGGAGAUGUUGAACAAAGUGAAGACGGAACAUUUCUCGGCAUGGAAUGCGAAGAUCAAAUCCUCUAUGAAGAACUAUUAGACCAAGUGGAGAGUCGGAAAGCGAAAUAGUGGAACUAAAUAGCAACGUGG
This is a messenger RNA of Aspergillus saccharolyticus JOP 1030-1, 1024 nucleotides long. RefSeq lists its product as uncharacterized. Bases 50 to 1003 code for a protein of 317 amino acids. The transcript is spliced from 3 exons. Lineage: Eukaryota; Fungi; Ascomycota; Eurotiomycetes; Eurotiales; Aspergillaceae. The record is from RefSeq and is a predicted model, not a curated record.